UGUCAUACAAACAUUACAAGCAUGGCGUAUGUAUGAUUGUAAAUCGUAACGUUAUUUCAUUGAUAAAGUCUAAUUAGAUGGAUGCUGUUCAGGUGAAACAUAAGUCUGAAGGUGUAAAACAUUGUUGUUAUGGGAUAUGUAACAGUGACACCCGAUACAGACAUCGUGAUGACAUGAAGGAUGUUUUUUUCAUUCCUUUUCCCAAGCCUAUAACUCAGAGGGAGAAAUGUGAAAGAUGGAUUAAGGCAUGUGGGAGACUCCAGGAAGAUUUCAAUGUAGACAAGAUCAAACGUUAUACUUACAUGUGCAGUAAACACUUCGUCGGUGGUAAAGGACCAACUGACAUUCAUCCCGACCCGAUGCCUGCACUGUUACAGAAAGACGAACAGCUUCGCCGGUUCCAAAGGAAAAGAAAAGCACAGACACCAAGAAGCAAACCUUUUAAGGUUUCAAAAAAAGAUGUAUCCGCAGCAGCAGAAUGUCUCCUUCAGUUAUCUAAUCAACUGGUACCUGAGCAUGAAUCUUUGUCCAGUGUAUCUUUGGAUCCUGAGUCUAAAGUUGCUUGUACAGAAAGUUUGACUGUUGGAUGUGAAAAGGGAACACAAACAGACAGCUUACCAACAGAACAUAAAGAAGUUCAAACUAUUAAAUAGAAAAAUUUUCUUAAUGCCAAAAUUGAAAUCAUGCUUUUGAAGAAUGAGAUUAAGUUAACUAGGUGUGAUGACAAAUGUGAUUCAGCUAAAAGUACACCUUUGUCACUCUUAAGUAUUAAAGAUGGUGAUGUUAAAAUGAAGCUAUGUACUGGAUUAUUCUAUGAUCAGCUUUUAGCAUUAAUUGAAUUCCUUGGUGAUAGUGUAAAUAACCUUUCAUAUUGGGAUGGUAAAAAUUUGAAAGAAAAUAGUAAGAAAGGCACUCAGAAACUUUCACCAGAAGAAGAACUUUUCCUUACACUAGUUCGAUUCAGGAGGGGCUACAGUAUUGACACAAUGGCUCAUUUUUUUGGAAUUUCUUCGUCUUCACAGUGAGAGUGAUUUUCAACACAUGGACAUGAUGGAUGCAACUUUUUAUUGCCACUUUAAUUCCUAUCAUAGUAUAAUGUUUCCAGAAAGACAACAUUUCCGGAAUAAUUUACCUUGUGUAUUUAAAACAUUAAAGAAUAUAAGAUUCUGUGCAGAUGCCAAGAGAUUUACGCUGCCAAGGAAUUUUAUAUUCUUCAUACAAAAAUCACCACGCAUACAAAAGUCUGAUUGGAGUAGCCCCAAAUGGAGCAAUAGUAUAAUUGUUUCUGAUCUGUUUGAAGGGUCAAUAUAAACUUGAUAAAGUGAUAAGGCAAUAAUUGAAAAAAGUGGAUUUUUAGAUUUUAUUAAUCCUGGAGAUCUCAUCUUAGCAGAUCGUGGGUUCACCAUUGAAGACUUAUUAAUGUCAUGACAAGCAGUUUUAAAUAUACCACCAUUUCAUGGCAAAAGAACCAAAUUCACUCCAGAAGAAGAGUUGAAAACCAGCGGCGUAUUGCUAAAGCAGGAAUUCAUGUACAUUGUAGAAAGAGUUUUAGAACGAAUCAAGAAAUUUAAGUUACUUAGCGGGAAUAUUCCUCUCUCAUUGUCACCAAUAAUAGCUGAUCAGAUGGUUUUUGUGGCAUCCUGCCUUGUCAAUUUUCAAGAACCACUUGUUAAAUAAUUUGUAAUCAUUUAUAUUUACCUGUAUAUAUUAUAUUUACUACAAUAAUUCAUACAUAUAAAAAUGUACUUUACAAUAAAAUUUGUCAUUUGUGGCCUUUUAUAGUUGACUAUGCGGUAUGGGUUUUACUCAUUUUGAAGACGGUAUGAUGACCUUUAGUUGUUAA
Molecule: messenger RNA, 1843 nt
Organism: Mytilus californianus (California mussel)
Lineage: Eukaryota; Metazoa; Mollusca; Bivalvia; Mytilida; Mytilidae
Exons: 3
Coding region: 78-653 (191 amino acids)
Source: RefSeq, a predicted model, not a curated record